CGCCGCAGGGAGGAAGACGGGCGCGCGCACUGAACGCUGGUCUCGUUCUUUGAGAAGCUGAAAAAACCACCGACGCUACGCGCGCUUUCCAACACAGACAGCGGCGGUACUAGCGCUCGAAUAAACCAGGAGGAUAGUUGAUGCGCGAGACCUAGGCAAGCCACGUAGUGGUGGCUUGUAAACUGUAACAGCAGUGGCCUCGGACUGUCUAGCCUCAAACCAGAGUCAUUUAUAAACGUCUGCUCAUGCAUCCGAUUACAAACUAUUCGCAAGCACGAAGGACGCACGCCAAAGAGCUGUUUGUCCGAAGAAAAUAAAGAACGGUGUUCUUUUAUCAGAUCCUUCCUUACUAAACUUGAGGCGUACGACAUGAGGGAGAGGGCGCUCGAGUCUCGGGUAGUUUCUGGCUGCAGGGUGCUGAUUUGAAACGGCGGGUAGUGACUGCAAGAUCUGAGCCCUGAAUCCAGUCGCUGUCAACGUGCAGACGGAGAAGAGGUUGCUUUUGUGUCUUAUACAGUAGAGAUUGCAGAAGAUUGAAAUGCGCUUGAGACCUAAACUUGGAUCUAAAGCAAAGAUAAAUUAGUAUUUAAAAACUGUUUACAAAGCGAGAUAAAGUCUUUGUGUGACCUCCAUUUUUUAUGUUUCAUGCCUUAGUAAAAGUCAUGGAGGGUCUGUUUGGGCUUGGCUAAAGUCCCAUUUCUACUUUUUUUUUUAGUUUGCAUACUCUUCUCUUCCACCUUUAGUUUCUUUCGCCCUCCUCUCGUUCUAUGGGGAGGAGGGGUUAGUUGCCCCCUGUAUCUCCUUGGCAGGAUAUUGUGGUUUUCCUUAAACAUAAAGAGAAAAACAGUCAGAUUUAACGUUGCGGAUAAAGCUUACUGAGGAGGUGUCAGGCCCACAGAAGAUGUCUCAAGGGGAGGGACAAAUCACUCAACCCUCUCAAACCUUCUUCAACAACACCUCGACUCCAGAUGCUGAGCUAUCUGCCAAGCUUUACAAACGAGAAGUUGCGGCCAAACCGUAUUCUGUGGUCAUCGACAACGCGAUGGCUAUUAGACCCGAACCACAGAUGCCCUCCGAGCUAAAUCCUCACCCUGCCCUGACUCAGCAGUUUUACAGGGAAGGCUCCGGCACGUCCGCAUCCAAGGGGGUGUCAUCCAUGAGCAGGAACGGGGGGACGUCGGAAGAUUCGGAAGGUGAAGAUGGAGCCGGGGCGGAGGGCGAAAUUAAACCAGGGCAGAUCAUCGUGGAGGUCAACCUGAAUAACCAGACCUUGCACGUGUCGAAAGGAGACGACACGGCGAGUCCUGACGCCGCAGGCGAUGACAAAAGCAAUAGUGAGGACGAAGAAGAGGAAGACGAGGAAGAAGAUGAUGAUGAUGAUAGCGUGGAAGAUGAAGAGAGUGAAGAGGAAUCUCUGGAUGAGGAGGAUGAGGAUGAAGAUGAGGAAGAGGAGAACAACAAUCGACGAACGAGAGCACAGCGGGCAAACCGGGGUCGAGCCGCAGCCCAGCCACAGCGUAAGAGCCGCCGCGUAACCGCGUCAUCAAAAGUAAGUGUAACUACGUCGAACGCCGGCAUGACGACAAGGGGGCGAAGGAAGAAUGCAGAGGCUCCGUCCCGAAGGCGUAGACCUGCCAAGCAAGCCAAAGUCUCUCCAUCUUCUGCCUCAGGAGCAACAGGAGGAGGACCCAAGGGAGAAAUUGAGGAAAAAGAGACGUUAACGUGUGAGAAAUGCCCACGUGUGUUCACUUCUCGCUGGUACCUGGAGAAACACAUGAAUGUCACGCACAGACGCAUGCAGAUCUGCGACAAGUGUGGGAAGAAGUUUGUGCUGGAAAGUGAACUUGCCCUGCAUCAGCAGACGGACUGUGAGAAGAACAUACAGUGUGUGUCGUGUAACAAAUCUUUUAAGAAGCUGUGGUCCCUCCAUGAGCAUAUUAAGAUUGUCCAUGGCUUUGCCGAAAAGAAAUUUGCCUGUGAGAUUUGUGAGAAGAAAUUCUACACCAUGGCCCAUGUCCGCAAGCACAUGGUCGCUCACACAAAGGACAUGCCAUUUACCUGUGAAACGUGUGGAAAGUCUUUUAAACGCAGCAUGUCUCUGAAAGUGCAUUCACUCCAGCAUUCAGGAGAAAAGCCCUUCCGUUGUGAGAACUGCGAUGAGAGGUUCCAGUAUAAAUACCAACUGCGGUCUCAUAUGAGCAUUCACAUAGGACACAAGCAGUUUAUGUGCCAAUGGUGCGGCAAAGACUUCAACAUGAAGCAGUAUUUUGAUGAGCACAUGAAGACGCACACAGGUGAGAAGCCAUUCAUCUGUGAAAUCUGCGGAAAAAGUUUCACCAGUCGCCCGAAUAUGAAGCGUCACCGGCGCACCCACACAGGAGAAAAGCCGUACCCUUGUGAAAUCUGUGGCCAGCGCUUUCGCUUUUCCAACAUGCUCAAAGCGCACAAGGAGAAGUGCUUUCGGGUCACGAGCCCGGUGACCCUUCAGCCCGCCACCAUGGCUGUUCCGAUUCACCUUACAGGCCACACCCCUUCUUUGUCAGGCCACACCCCCAGCCCGCCGCACCCCACUCAGCCGACGCCUUCCAUCGCACCAGUAGGUCCUGGAAUGAUCAGCCCCGCCACUGGGCUCCUGCCACAAAGAGCGCUCGCCACACACGGCUUAUCUAAUUUGCACAUGCAGACCGUGCAACAUCACACACUGCACGGUCACACAGGACACGCCCCCAUGACGAGUCACACCCCUCAGCACAUUGCAGUGCAGUCUUCUGUCCUGCCCCCUCCCCCUGCCCUUUUUAAGAGCGAGCCAAUAAACCACUGCGCACACGAGGACGCAUACCUGCGACAGGGCGCCGCUCAGCAACACCACUAAAACAUCUAGCAGUGGAGAAAAUGUUUCUGCAUUAUUUGUCUUAUUCAAACAAAAAGAGACGAGAGAAAUGAAUUUUUGGUGGUUUGUAAGGGAUUUCGAAAAAACUGAUGACUGUAAACAUACUUGCCACUAGCACUCGUGACCAAACUGGAUUGUUAGACGAAUGAACUCCGUGAACUUGAAAGUUACAACACAUCAACUUCCCAAUGCAUUACCCUGACUCAUCUUAAACUCUAGUUGUGUAUCACAAUGAUCAAAAUGACGUGUCAUAGAAAGGCACAAACAUCUUAUAUCUCUGUCUCUCUUAUCAAGCUGCUGUUGCAAAGGUUACGGGUUCAAACAUUCACAAAGGUCUACAUUUCAAAUAAUCACUUUUACAAAAUGCAGUAUAACCUCUUUAGAAAUGCAGGUCUUCCCACAGAAAACAUUCAACGAAAUGAUUUACUGACAAACGUAUUUGUAUGCAGCACUUAAGCAAAACUCAGUGUAGUCAAUUCGACUGAAACGUUUCUGUCGCCCGUUCGUGGUCCUCGUUGACCGUUUUAUUAUAAUAUCAGAGUUUCUUUCUUUCAGGACAGUGCCUGUAGCUCUCUGGCACGUUCGGUCGGAGGUUGAGACUGUUAAGAAAGACUAAUGCUGUGAUGUAUCAUAGGAAGACUGCAACUAAAGCGAAAAAGCCGACGUUUAACUGUUUUACUGUAUGUGCUAUAUAUAUAUAUGAUCUAACUCACUUAACCAAUAUUUUUAUUUGUAUAAUGUAGAUAAACUUACUCUGUGAGGAUUUUUAAAAAGGAAAUCGGAUUUGUAUGUUGAUGUGCGAGUGUGUACGUUUGCGAGAGUUUGUGUGAUGGGUUGGAAGAAAUGGAAAAUUGGUGCAUUUCUAAUCGAAAUCAACAGAAUGUAUUACAGGACUGUGGGUGUGCGUGCGUGCGUGUGUGUCUUUGUGGUGCUGGUAUCAAAAGCUGCUUUUUAGUUGCUCUCUUUUCCAGGUACAUGAUUCUUUAUCGUGCACAUUAUUGAACGUGUGCAUAAAAAUGGUUUGGUUGGGUGUAAAACAGUCAUGUUUGAAGCGGCACAGAUUGUGUGAUUUUGUUCGUUCUUUCGUUAGACUGUCCUCUGCACUUUACUGCCAAGUUAAAAGUUUGCGCAACUGACAAAGAAUCAUCACAUGUCAAGCAUGUGAACCGAUGGCUGGCGGUUGGAAAACGGGGAGAAUCAGACGGAUUGAGAAGGAUGGAGUGGGAUCAAUUGAAAUGUCAUACAUGUGUCUGAUUCUCUCCUUUCUCCAUCAGUAGAUGGAAUGCACUUUCUGAUCAAAUCUUGCUAGAUAAGUGAAAUACACAGAUUAUAAUAAUGUUUAUGUUUUAAAACAAGUAGACUGUCUUUUCUCAGCUAGUUUGUGUCAGCAAACGUCUGACCUUCAUUUUCUGUUUGUCUGUUUUUGAGAGACCACGAUGGAUUUGCAUUAAUGUUGGAACCUUUUUUAUAUAAUGUUCAUUUAACACACUUUCUGCUAACCUUAAAGAAGUAAAAAGAGAAAUGAAAUAGCAAUGAGUACUGCCUACUUAUUAGACACAAAAUAUACUUUUUUAUGUGUGUGAGCAUGCAUGUGUGUUGGAAAGAGAGAGCGACUGAGCAAUAAAGAGUAAGAUUGCAUAAUGGCAAAAA
Molecule: messenger RNA, 4540 nt
Organism: Misgurnus anguillicaudatus (oriental weatherfish)
Lineage: Eukaryota; Metazoa; Chordata; Actinopteri; Cypriniformes; Cobitidae
Gene: znf652
Product: zinc finger protein 652
Biological process (GO): regulation of transcription by RNA polymerase II
Cellular component (GO): nucleus
Molecular function (GO): DNA-binding transcription activator activity, RNA polymerase II-specific; RNA polymerase II cis-regulatory region sequence-specific DNA binding
Source: RefSeq, a predicted model, not a curated record